GCCUUGGGUAAACACAAACACUGAAUCCGCUCCACUGCAUAAGCCAUAAACUCGAUUCGUUGGUACGGCUCUCGCGAAAUUAAGCGGUUAUUGGCUUUACUGAACAUGAAAGAAAUAGUUGGUUUUGAAUCAUCACAACUCUGCUUCAACAAGGAAGAAUUCUUCAAGGAUGAGUUCAGCGUGGACGGAUUCGUACUGCGGUACCGCCAGCAGGCCGGACUGGAGAGCCUGCGCACCGACCUGGGCAUGUACCUCAAGGUGCUGCGCUCCUCCAUGAUCGACCUCAUCAACAGGGACUACGCCGACUUCGUCAACCUCUCCUCAAACCUGGUCGGGCUCGACGCUAGCAUCAGCAAGCUGGAGAUGCCGCUGGGCCAGCUCAAGGAGGAGGUUCUGAGCGUGCGCCGCUCGUUUGACGAGCUGCUGGAGCAGACGGGCGGCCGGAUGGCGCGGCUGCACGAGGUGCGCGCCCAGAAGCAGUACCUGCGGCUGCUGGGCUCUCUGCCGGGCUACCUGGACCGGCUGGAGGCGCUGCUGGCCUCCGCUGACGAUCCGGAGAGCUGCGACCCGGACGGCGACACCCUGGAGCGGGCCGCCUCCGAGUACAACCAGCUGACGUACGCGCUGGGCCACUGCGGCGAGCGCGCGGCGCUGGUGGGCCGGCUGCGGCCCCGCGUGGACGCGCUGGCCGGCCGGCUGCAGGAGCGGCUGCGCGCCGCGCUCCUGGCCGGUCUGGAGCGGCGUGACUCGGAGCGGCUGACGCACGUGCUGCGAGUGUUCGCAACCCUCGACCAGGUGUCAGUAGCGGAGGCCCUGUUCCGGGACCGGGUGGUGGAGCCCUACAUGGAGGAGGCCAUCAGCCCGGCGGCGCUGCGGGACAGCCCUCGCGGCCUGCGCGGUCUCUUUGACAACGUGCUGCGCUUCGUCUCGGAGCGGGCCGGCCUGCUGGUGUCCGUCACUCGGCGCGAGCACGGGGCCCACACGGCGCCCCGGUACGACUUUCUGGUGAACGCCGUGUGGCCCUGCAUCGUGGAGAAACUGGAGCAGCAGCUGCCGGCCAUUUUCGCGCCGGGAAACCCAAACACGCUCUAUGAGCGCUACACGGCCAGUAUGGAGUUUGUGGAGCGCUUUGAGCGCGCCUGCGGCACCAUGUCCAGUGUUGAGAGACUGCGCGCUCACGAGGCCUACGACAGCUUCAUGAAAAAGUGGAACCUGCCCGUCUACUACCAGAUCCGACUGCAGGAGACCGGCGGCGCGCUGGAGGCGGCGCUGGCCUCCGGCGCCGCCGGGCCGGCCGUCUGGUUAGCGCUGCAGCGCUGCUGGAGCUCGGGGGUGUUCCUGCGGCCGCUGACCCACCGGUUCUGGCAGCUGAGCCUGCAGAUCGUCUCCCGAUACGCCACCUGGCUGACGGACAGGCUGGCCGCAGAGGAGCGGCGGUCGGGCGAGGUGUCCCUGGAGGAGUGUGUGCGCCACCUGGCGGAGCUGGCCGAGCUCGAGCGCAGACUGGACUCGUUCCUGGAGGAGACCGUGCUGCCCGCGCUGCCGGGGCUGCCCGACGAGGCCGCCCACUCGCUCAGAGCCAGUCUGGCCACGGGCCGGGCCCGGCUGGCGCCGCUGCCCGCCCGGCUCCGCUCGCUGCUGACGGAGCGGCUUGUGGCGGCCGCCGCCGAGCCGAUGCGCGCCGUGCUGGAGAUCCCGCGGCUGUACCGCCGAACCAACCGUGACCCGCCGGCGGCCGCCUCCGCCUACGUGGCGGCGAUGGUGGCGCCGCUGCGACAGUUCGCCGACACGGUCUGCGCCGGCCUGGACGGGCCCGUCACCGCCGGCCACCUCACCGGCGUGGCCACCCAGCUCUGUACGCUGUACGGGGACAAGGUGGCCCAGGUGCUCACCUCCGUCCAGAAGAUGGAGGAGUCGCUCCGCAAGCUGAAGAAGUCGCGGCCGGGCGCGGCGGCGGCGCCGGCCGGCGGCACCGAUGACGACAAGAUCCGACGGCAGCUGGCGCUGGACGUGGCGGGGCUGGGCGGCCAGCUGACGGCGCUGGGACUGGCCGCCGACCGGCUGGACGAGUACCGCGCCCUGCUGGCCCUGGUGGCCGCCGCCGACGGCUCCCAGACGGACGGACCAUGAACGGACGGACCAUGAACGGACGGACCAUGAACGGACAGACCAUAGACGGACGGACCAUAGACGGACGGACCAUAGACGGACGGACCAUAGACGGACGGACCAUGGACGGACCAUGGACGGACGAACCAUAGACGGACGGCUCCCAGGCGGACGGACCAUAGACGGACGGACCAUAGACGGACGGACCAUAGACGGACGGACCAUGGACGGACGGACCAUAGACGGACGGACCAUGGACGGACGGCUCCCAGACGGACGGACCAUAGACGGACGGACCAUGGACGGACGGACCAUAGACGGACGGACCAUAGACGGACGGACCAUAGACGGACGGACCAUGAACGGACGGACCAUAGACGGACGGACCAUGAACGGACGGACCAUAGACGGACGGACCAUGGACGGACGGACCAUAGACGGACGGACCAUAGACGGACGGACCAUGGACGGACGGACCAUAGACGGACGGACCAUGGACUGACCAUAGACCUGCGGAUCGUUAACUGACGGACAAUACACUGACAGGCACAGACUGACAGAUCAUGGAUGGGGUCAUGGAUAGACCAUAUGUAGACGGACCACAGACAGACUGUUGACCGCCGCCGGCUGAUCAUAGACGGUUGACUGACAGACGGGCACCAUUGGUCGGCCAGCGGGGCAUGCAAGACGUGCGAUGAGGGCAUUAUUACGCCGUGCGUAGUUCACGGAGAAGGGACCUUUGAGGCAGUUAUGGAUGCGAUGAGCCGCCCUUGUUAUGUAUUCUAGCUUUGUGUGACUUAUGGUGUUGGAUGCAGUGCGUCUCGCACAUAUUUAUUGAUACCGUCAAAGAUAUAUUCAAAUAUACAUAAUUAUGUCAC
Messenger RNA from Amphibalanus amphitrite, 2987 nucleotides. RefSeq names its product conserved oligomeric Golgi complex subunit 2-like (gene Cog2). Gene Ontology annotation, cellular component: membrane; COG complex. The coding region runs from base 106 to 2130 and encodes 674 amino acids. The record is from RefSeq and is a predicted model, not a curated record. Gene Ontology annotation, biological process: Golgi organization; protein transport; intra-Golgi vesicle-mediated transport. NCBI's taxonomy places the organism in Eukaryota, Metazoa, Arthropoda, Thecostraca, Balanomorpha, Balanidae. The transcript has 12 exons.